Molecule: messenger RNA, 742 nt
Organism: Acanthoscelides obtectus
Lineage: Eukaryota; Metazoa; Arthropoda; Insecta; Coleoptera; Chrysomelidae
Source: the annotation of a GenBank genome assembly
UAGCGAUCAGUCCCCUGUGUAUAUUUCAAAUGACGUGGCAUAAAGCCUAGAACGCAAAAAUAUCGUUUUAUUGCGUUCAACGAAACGCGAACAGAGUGAAGUUGACGCGGUUGCUACCAGAGCGGCCCUGAGGCCAUGUUCUUCAGUGCUGCACACGUGUUGCUCCGAGUUACCCGCGUCAGAACCUAAAAGCCUACAGUCCUCUGGCACAAUAUAUUAUUACAACAUGGCACCAAGGAAGAAAACACAGACGAAGGAGGAAAUUUUACAAAAGAAAAGGGAUGCUGAAUGGAAAAAGUACGAGCGCCUCAAUGACGACCCGCAGAGAAGGGAAGAGCUAAGAGAAAAGGGACACCUGAAAUACCUUAAAAAAGAAAAAGAAAAGGGGACUAGGAAGCUUGUUAAAGAUAUGACGCCACGAGGUUACCGGGAGGCUAAAAAGAAAUGGAGAGAGCAUUGUUCUGCUUAUCGGAAUAAGAAGAAAGCGUUGACAAAUAUAACUAACACUUAUCUGCGAGAAAAUACACCAGAUUCGGGAACAUCGCACUCAUCCCGACCAAUAACACCUCAAGAUGUUGAUAUGUUCAAAAAAGGAAUUAAUAGGGAGAAGAAACUUAGAUAUCAAAUAAAAAAGAAAAAAAAUGAUAAGAUUAAAUUACUAAAAAGAAAAUUAUUGGAAUAUAUAAAAUGUGUUUCGAGACUGAUGAAAAAGGAAAGAAAAAUGUGUAAAGAUACUAACUAG